This is a messenger RNA of Daktulosphaira vitifoliae (grape phylloxera), 3378 nucleotides long. RefSeq lists its product as uncharacterized. The transcript is spliced from 5 exons. Bases 1296 to 2540 code for a protein of 414 amino acids. NCBI's taxonomy places the organism in Eukaryota, Metazoa, Arthropoda, Insecta, Hemiptera, Phylloxeridae. The record is from RefSeq and is a predicted model, not a curated record. Gene Ontology annotation, molecular function: DNA binding.
GAGUGUUGUGUGUGUGUGUGUGAUGUUGCAUUAGUAUAGUGCCUCGAACUGCUAACGUGAGGUAUUUGCGCAAAAAUAAAUAUAAAAGAGAGAACGCGGGCAUAACAACGACAAUAAUAACAUCGCGGCUGUACGCGCGCACGUAUUGGGUGUAGUCGUAAUAAAAACAACAACAACAACGGCAAUAGUGAUGGCGGCGACGGCAACGGUACAGGCCGUGCGUGCCGGUAAGACACACACACACACACACACGCUAACAAAGCGCGUACGUUGUUAUUAUGUCGGUCGGGGGUUUUCGAGGGUGUCCUCGGACCGUAGUCCACCGCGGUCGGGGCGAGGUACGGGAAACGCGAUAACUCGACGUCCCGCGGUCGUCCGUCGCCGUUGCCGCCGGACAUGUGACAUUUUCCAAUUUUCCUCGCUCACAGCGACCGCCAUCACACCGUCCUACCUAAGCGCGCGAGUGUGUGAGUAUGUGUUGCGCGUGUGUAUGCGCCACUCUAGUACCGUCGUGUGUACACGUUUAUAUUACGCGCCUAUGCAUAUGUAUGUCCCGUACGUACCUGUCACGUAUACGCGGCGUCCAGGAGAUAAUAUACGAUCGUGUUGCUCGAUCGCGCCCCCGUCGACGGCCAAUGUGGACGGCGCGGUGGCCGCGUUAGAGAACGAUAAAGAGGAAGAGGUGGAGGUGGGGAUCGGCGUGGUGCGGCGGUAGUGACUGUGAUGGGUAACGGCGGCGGUAGUGGCCGUGACGGGUAACUUCGUCGGCAGGAGUAGUGGCGGUGUCGUGUAACGUAGGUGGCGGGAGUAGUGGUGGAGUACCGUCGACGGUCGACAGCAGCGGCCGCCGCCGCCGCCACCACCGCCGUUCAUUACCACCACACGUUUCGCGGACGUCGGUCUAACGUCGGUCAACGCAGCGCACCCACCGUCCUCGGGACACAUCACCGGACGCGCGAGUUACGCAGUGUGCAUUUGUACGCGACUCUGUGCGGUUCGUCUUGUUUCGCGUUCAGCUGAUAAACUCUACGCGAAAAACAUUAUUUUUUAUUUUCUCGUGCGACGCGCCAAAAGAUAUUUCGGCAAGAUUUUUUUCGCGCCCGCAGUGUUCCGCCAAUAAACUCGUUUUAUUAUUUUUACCGCUUUAAUUGUUUUUUUAACUCGAUCAUGGUGACUGUUCGACCGCGUUGAACGCAACGGUGAUAUAUUGACAAUCGUAUCGCACGCCAGUUACCGGUCUAGAUUGAUAUUUAUCGCUGGAUAUUGUUAUCGGAACCCGUCUCCGCAUCGUCGCCAUGGAGGCGAACAAUCGGCUCGGCAAAGAGUCGCCCGUCACGUACAGCAACGGCAAGCGGCUGUUCACCGUCGACCAGAAAGUGGACGCCCUGGUCCGGAUCAAGAUGACCGGGUGCUCGAAAGCCGAAGUGGCCCGGAGCCUGCAUGUGGCCGAGUCGACGUUUCGGGGCUGGUUCAAGAACAAGGACAUCGUGACAAAGGCCGAGGCCAGGUACGCGGAGCUGAAGCAAAAGUCGGCGGCGGUCGCCGUCUGUUCGUCUUCGGACGGCUACAAAUCGGCGGCGGACGACGACGACGACGACAACAACAAAGACCACCGCGACGACGAUAACCGUUCCGACAGAUCGUUUUCCGCCGAAUCGGAUAAAAACUCGUCGACGUGUUACACGGACGGCGGCGGCGAGGGCAGCCGGUCCCGAUUCGGCAGCCCGGACACCUGUGCCGCCGCCCUUCCGGCCCCCCCGACCGGGUCGUCGGGAGUCGGCCGCAAUCCGGACGUACACAUCAACAACAAUAACAACAACACCAAUACCGCCACCAACAACAACAUCAGCAGCAGCAGUAAUCGUCUUCACGUCGGCGGCAAACAUUCCGAUGUCGUCGGUAAACGUCUCGACAUCGUCGGCGGCAAACAUUCCGAUGUCGUCGGUAAACGUCUCGACAUCGUCGGCAGCAAACGUCUCGACAUGGUAGGCGUCGCCGCCGCCGCCCGCAACGCGUUGGACCUGCAACACAACACGCACCUGGCAGCCGCCGCCGCCGCCCACCAUCAUAUCGCCACGCUGGGACUGACGGGAGCGUCGGCCGCCGCAGCUGUGGCCGCAGCAGCCGCCGCGGCGGCGGCAGCGGCCGAACACCCAGGCCUCGGGCUUAGCCCGGCCGACCUGCACAGCAAGAUCAACAGUUAUUUCAGCCCGGCCGCAUUGUCGGCUUCUAGACCACCGGUAUCCUCCGAUCUGUUUCUCACGCGGCCGCCGUACUCUGCGAUAGACAACUCUUACAACAAAUCCAGCAGCAGCAACAGCAGUUUCAUUAACACCAUGGUAACGGCCACGCUGAUGGAACCGCAGGCGUUGGACUUGUCAAUGCAUUCGAGAAAUAAGCGUCGCAACGAUUGUCUGUCGCCGCCGUCCCGCGCGCCGCAGUCCGCCACGCAGACCAGCCCGAAAAUAGUCAGACACAAUUUCUACAGAAAUCUGUACAAACCGUACGCGUCCAGGUGCUUGCAAGAAGAAAAGGUAUGAGGUCAAAUAAAAAACCGUAACGCCGAUUGUGGAACGUCGCACCGCCCAAAGCGUGUUUCAAACUCAAAUCGUGUGCUCGGGUGCUGACCAAAAGUCGUGUACUCUCCUCGUGUCACCACACACUCCUCCUCCUGACCACCGCCGCCUUCUGUUGUAUACCAAUACCGAUUUCACCCCCACGGCCCAACGUGUCUAAACGCUCGAUGUUGUUUUAAGCUUGAGCUCGUUGGGCUGCCGUCGACGUCGGACGACUACCACUAAUUGUGUACAAAAAAUAGAAAAACAUAAGCAAUUUGUAUGUUUUUAAAUAUAAUGUAUUUAUAUAUUAUUAGAAAAAACCAAAUCUACUGUCAAAGUUUGUGUUCGCUAUUAUUACGUUUAAUGUAAAUAUACAUAUUAUUAUAUAUAUUUAUUAUAUACGAUAUGUGUGUAUAUCGUAUUACUUUUUCGUUAGUACCGUUAGUUUGAAAUGUAAAUCGCCAUCGACCUUUGCCCCGUAAGGCGUGCGCGUAAAUUAUUUAUUAUAUAGUUUCCCCCACCCUCGUGUACCACCACCACCACCACCACAACCACCUCCACCUACACUCCGACACGCGUACAAAUCGUACGCGACCACAUGACAUGUUUCGUGUGACGGUCGAUCACUCUCCUCUUAAUUCACCUUUUUUGCUCGUCGUCGUGUGUACACUUGUUUUUGUUUAUUUAUUAUAAUUUAUAUUACUGUAAUUUAUAUUAUUGUAAUUUUUAUCAUUGUAAUUUAUAUUAUUGUAAUUCAUAUUAUUGUAAUUAAUAGUAUUUAGUAUUUGUAAAUAUAUAUGCGUUUCUCGUUAAUGAAAAA